Meloidogyne enterolobii is the source of this 648-nucleotide messenger RNA. The record is from the annotation of a GenBank genome assembly. Lineage: Eukaryota; Metazoa; Nematoda; Chromadorea; Rhabditida; Meloidogynidae.
AUGCAGACAGCUUUGGCGGCCUUAUGUUAUUUUUGUGAAAAUCAUGGACCUAGAGUAGUUUUUACCUGUCAACCUAUGCGAACUUCUGACCUGGAUUUGGAAGGACUAGAAAAGGCAAAAUGUUCUUCUAAUUUUGAUGACUCCACCUUCUCUUUGGACGGUAUACCCUAUUUUUGUAAUGACCUUUAUGGUGGUAAUGAAAUUGUAGAUGAUGAAUUGAGAUGUGCAGCUUGUUCUUCUUUUGCUCAAGGAAUGGGGCUUUUGUCUGAUACUAGUGAUGAAGAAAUUAGUUAUGUUAGUUCUCAGGUUCCAAUCAAUGAACGUUUAAAUCAAAUACUCAAGCAGGCUAGUUUACGUUCACUCAGUGUUGAGGUCUCUGCCCCAUUUGUUGCAGCUAGUACAUCAUCUCAAUCUUCCCCUCAAUUGACUACUUCUUCGACUAAUUCUUCAAAUUCUCAAAAGGAUAAUGAUGAAAUUUUCUUUGGUUAUUCAACAAGUGACUCCGAACAUGAUGGUGUUGUUCUUUUUGGUGACGAUGAAAAUUGGUAUACUCUCUCUUACACUUUUAGGUUUUUCUUUUUAAUUUUUCGACCCUAUCCCAAAAGAAGGGUCGAAUCGUUUUUUUCCUUACUUUUUAUUACUUUAUAA